This is a messenger RNA of Fusarium mangiferae, 1701 nucleotides long. RefSeq lists its product as uncharacterized. Gene Ontology annotation, molecular function: oxidoreductase activity; copper ion binding. Lineage: Eukaryota; Fungi; Ascomycota; Sordariomycetes; Hypocreales; Nectriaceae. The transcript has 3 exons. Bases 1 to 1701 code for a protein of 566 amino acids. The record is from RefSeq and is a predicted model, not a curated record.
AUGAAGCUCUUGCAAUUUCUCCCGGCUGGCAUUCUCUGCCUCAGCCAAGUUCACGCUCGAAGCCCUCUUCACCAGCUGAACCGCCGCGCUUGCAGUGGAAACACCGCUUCUACUCGCUCGGAGUGGUGCGACUACUCCAUUGACACGGACUACAGCACUGAAGCUGUAGAUACUGGCGUCACUCGCGAGUACUGGCUAGAGCUGACGGACGUUACUGUUGCCCCUGAUGGCUACUCUCGUUCAGCCAUGGCCGUCAACGGUACCAUUCCUGGGCCUACUCUCUUUGCUGACUGGGGUGACACUGUUGUCAUUCACGUCACAAACUCUCUCAGCACUUCUCUGAAUGGUACCAGCAUGCACUGGCAUGGUAUUCGUCAGAACUACACCAACCAGUAUGAUGGUGUAUCAUCUAUCACUCAAUGCCCCCUUGCCGUUGGGGAGUCUGUGACUUAUACCUGGAAGGCCACCCAGUAUGGCUCGACUUGGUAUCACUCCCACUGGGCUCUGCAGGCGUGGCAAGGCAUCUUCGGCGGUAUCAUCAUCAACGGACCUGCCACGGCAGACUACGAUGAGGAUCUUGGCAUGGUGUUUCUCAAUGACUGGGAUCAUCAGACCGUCGAUGAGUUGUACAGUUCGGCUGAGACCAAUGGACCUCCCACCUUGGACAAUGGUCUCAUCAACGGUACAAACGUCUACGGGGACGACGACAGCUCUUCUCAAACAGGCACUCGCUUCAAUGUAUCGUUUGAGUCUGGCACUUCCUACCGUAUGAGACUUGUCAAUGCCGCAGUUGACACUCACUGGAAGUUCUCGAUCGACAACCAUACCUUGACUGUGAUCGCAGCAGACCUUGUACCAAUUGAGCCAUACGAAACCACAGUUCUGGACUUGGGCAUGGGACAACGCUACGAUAUCGUAGUCACUGCAGAUCAAGCGGACGUCGCCGACAACUUUUGGAUGCGCGCCAUCCCACAGGCCGCCUGUUCCGAUAACGACUCCACCGAUAACAUCAAGGGCAUCGUCUACUAUGGAGACAGCCCCGGCACGCCAUCCACUACUGCCUACGACUACACCGACGGUUGCGAUGACGAGACGGAUAAUAUCGUACCGUACAUAUCCAAGACAGUUGAAGAUGCCAACUGGAAUGAUCUUGAGACGGCUACAGUUGGCAAGAACACAGCUGGUCUGUUCAAGUGGAUGCUCAACAGCACCAGUAUGUUGGUGGACUGGGCAAACCCUACACUUGCCCAGGUCCUCAACGAUACAACUGACUUUGAGACCGAUGAUGCGGUCAUUGAACUCAGCGACGGGAACCAAUGGGUCUACUUCGUUAUUGAGACGACUCUACCAGUACCCCAUCCCAUUCAUCUCCACGGACACGACUUCUUUAUCUUGGCCCAAGGGACGGGUACUUAUUCUUCCUCUAUAACCCUGAACACAGAUAACCCUCCUCGACGAGACACAGCUAUGCUGCCUGCCAACGGGUAUCUGGUGAUGGCUUGGGAGACUGACAAUCCUGGCGUUUGGUUAUGCCACUGCCAUAUUGGUUGGCAUACAUCCGAGGGAUUCGCGUUGCAGUUCCUCGAGCGUUCAAGCGAGAUUGCUGACAUCUCUACAUCGAGCUAUGUUUCGGACGUUUGCGAUGGCUGGAGUACUUUCCAGAGUGAGUCGUCGAUCGAGCAGGAGGAUUCUGGUGUUUAA